AUGGAUCAAGAAGGAUCGCACGGCCUUGCUUCGACCGAAGCACCGGAUCAGGCGAUCACUGAAGCGUCAAGGAAACAGCCAGAGGCGCCUAAACCUGAUAUUCAGGAAGCUCUCGCUAAUAUCGAUACCACAAUGGGUAAAAUGGCAGACCUGUUCGAAAUACUAAUAGCUGAAAAAGCUAACAAGCCUUUACAAGGCGAACGCCCAACGGGCAAGAAACGAACGGCAGCCGAGCGUGAAGACGACACUGCCGGCGGGGACGAAUCAGAAUCAGAAACAUCGUCCUUCAGGUCUAGAGGCAAGCGACAACGUCGCGAACAGUCUCCUGAUGCCAUAAGCAUUCAUGCUGGCGAAAGCGAGGAUGAAUUAGCACAGCUUUUGGGAAGCUCUGAAAAAGAGCGGGAAAAUGAACCUGACACCGAAGCCGAACACCUCUUAAAUGAUCUUGCGAAAGACCUAUCGGAUGAUGAAUCCACAGGUCCAAACAUAUCGCAAAAAUUAGCUGAUAUAGCAUUAAAACGUUGGGGUAAACAACUCAACCCUGAAAAAUUGAAGAGUAUACUAGAGAAAUAUACUCGUCCUGAAAACUGUCCGGGUAUGACAUGCAAAAGUCAACCCGGAAAUAUGGCAGUUGUUGGGUUCGAAGAGCAAGAGAACAGAUAUUCAACUGUAUAA
Molecule: messenger RNA, 675 nt
Organism: Paramuricea clavata
Lineage: Eukaryota; Metazoa; Cnidaria; Anthozoa; Malacalcyonacea; Plexauridae
Source: the annotation of a GenBank genome assembly